Molecule: messenger RNA, 2638 nt
Organism: Drosophila ficusphila
Lineage: Eukaryota; Metazoa; Arthropoda; Insecta; Diptera; Drosophilidae
Product: spondin-1
Exons: 6
Coding region: 51-2579 (842 amino acids)
Biological process (GO): cell adhesion
Cellular component (GO): extracellular matrix
Molecular function (GO): serine-type endopeptidase inhibitor activity
Source: RefSeq, a predicted model, not a curated record
UCGCCUUGAAUGGUUCUGUACAAUUAUUGAGCUCCCGAAAAACAAAAAACAUGUGGUGGUCAAGUGGUGCUCCACUCGUAGAGAUUCUUCUGGCGGCUCUACUGAUCGAACGAGCCAGCUCUUUGAUUUGCACGCGAAGACCGUCCAAUACGGGCUCGCCCAAAUCUCCGGUGGACGAAAACUUUGUGAUAAGCGUGUCGGGCAAUCCGGAAACGUAUAUUCUCGGCCAGGAAUACAACGUGUCGUUGAAUGCAUUCAAUGGGCAUCGCUUCAUCAGCUUUAUCAUGGUUCUGGAGAACGAGAAUGGCGACUUUAACUACGCGGACGACUUGGGUCGCUUUGAGGUAACCGAUCCUGUGGAUACGCGCUACAAUCCCACCUGCGCCAAUAUGGUGGAGAAUACGAACACGAACUCCAAGACGCACGUUCACUUCACCUGGGUGGCUCCCAGUGAGCCGGAUAAGGGUUGCAUCCUGAUUCGAGCCACGGUUCAGCAGCAUCGCGAGGUGUGGCACAUGGACGACGGAGGAUUGACGAAGCGCAUCUGCGAGGAGGUCACCGAUGACGUGGAGAGCCAGCCAACCAGCAGUGCAGUGGACUCUCCAUGCUGUGCCUGCGAUGAGGCACGUUAUGAGCUCACGUUUGAGGGCGUCUGGUCCAGGAACUUGCAUCCCAGGGACUUUCCUGCUCGCAACUGGGAGACCCGAUUCUGUGAGCUUCUGGGAGCUGCCCACAGCCCGGAUUAUCGUUUCUGGGAACCGGGAGCACUGGCCAGCUUGGCCAUGAAGCAAUAUGCCGAGCACUGCAGUUCGCGUUUACUGGAGCGAGAAUUCAGCAUUAACUUUCGGGAACAAAAAAUUCGCACUAUAAUAAAGGCCAGAGGUCCUGCUUAUCCCAAUAUGAGCACCAAGACGAUGGCUUCGGUUCGAGUAGAUCCCAUACACCAUAUGGUGUCCUUCGCCUCUAAAAUCGAACCUUCACCGGAUUGGAUUGUGGGCGUGACUGGACUCGAAUUGUGCCUCCGCAACUGCACGUGGAUAGAUGAGAAGGUUAUUAAUUUGUAUCCCUGGGAUGUGGGCACAGAUGCAGGUCCCAGCUAUGCGUCGGCCGAUCAACCUCAGGUUCCGCCAGAUGUGAUAAGACGCAUGCGUUCAGACUUUCCCAACGAUCCGCGUUCACCUUUCUACGAUAAAUCGGGAGAGCCAAUGAAACCCAUGGCCAUUCUUACUGUGAAACGACAGCGAAUCUAUGAGAGAAGGUGUGCAGAUGAGGACUCCAACAAUGACCCCGAUGUCCCCAGGGAGUGCCUCACCCACCCUUGGUCCAGUUGGAGCAACUGCUCCUCAAAAUGUGGCGAUGGCAUGCAGUACAGAAGGCGUGUUUACAAGCAACCCGAGUUGGCCCGGGUCUAUAAUUGCAAUGUACUUCAAUAUGAAGAGCGGGAAUGCCAGGGCGAGAUGUGCGGUCAAAAUGCUCCCAUGCGAGUCCCCGACGAGUUUGAGGAAUUGGAGCCGAGGAUACCAGGCGGAAAUUGGUAUCAAUCAAACCAACAGGGACGAGCCGAGUGCCAACUGAGUCUCUGGGGCAGUUGGGGCCCGUGCAGCGUCACCUGCGGUGAUGGCUACGCGAUGCGCCAGCGGCAGUACCUUAAUCCUCAGGCGGAACCGAAGUGCCAGAGUGUCCAUCGCAUGGAGUUGCAGCAAACACGAAAAUGCUCCGGCAGAGCUUGUCUUGGCAAUUUACCGGGAUCCGACAAUGCGGAUUUAGAUUCUCCUUAUGCAGAGCCUUCUCCUGGACGAACAGGAGGUACUAUGGAUGAACCAUUCCCUGGCCGAAUGGGAGGUUCUAUGUAUGAAUCACCACAAGAACCGGCGGCAGAGAACUUUGGUGAUUACGAUGAUUCCCAAAAUGCAGGAGUUGCUGGUUUUGAAGUGGCGAAUCUUCAGGGAAGCUGGGAACCAAGUACUCAGUCGGAGCGUCAAAUGAAUUCAGCAAGAGAUCCUCUACCAUUAAGGCAGUCCAGAAAGGGAGAAACAUACACUCAACCAAUCAGAGCAGAAAGGCUCAUAAUGGAACGUCAACCGCCGUCGAGUGAUGCCCGUUUAAGAAAUGUGGAACCGGCUGCCUGGCGGCGCCAGCGGAUAUCCAACAAAGCCCUGGUAGAGAAUUCGCCAAGGGAGCAAUGGCAAAGACCGAACCACUAUGGCAACCAGGAGAUGCAUGCGCCUGGAGGAGCUGUAAACUCUUCGCUGGCCAAUCAGUGUUUCAAAAUGCUGCGAACGGUGCGGCCACGUUGUACGGAUCAAACGGUUACUGGUAACUUUUGGUUCUAUAACUAUUGUGCCGACGAGUGUAUGCUAUUUGCUUCGGAUGUGUGUGACCGGAACCCGAACAAGUUUAGUCGAUUGGAGGACUGCGAGAAGUGCCGCCAGCCGGAAAUGGCCGCGCUGAAGCUUCGGUACACCAAUUCGCUGCAGUGCCAAACUCUUCGGGAGUAUAUGUGGACAGAGAAAAUAGAAGAGGAGGAAAGGAGGAAGCGCGAAUACAAAGGCUAUAUGGAACGCCCGAAAAAAAAUUAAUCCAACUUUUUUUUUUGGCAAUACUUUACUUACAAACAAAUAAAUAUUUUUCCGCCUAA